This is a messenger RNA of Drosophila hydei, 2468 nucleotides long. RefSeq names its product glycerol-3-phosphate dehydrogenase, mitochondrial (gene Gpo1). The record is from RefSeq and is a predicted model, not a curated record. Gene Ontology annotation, cellular component: mitochondrion; glycerol-3-phosphate dehydrogenase (FAD) complex. The transcript has 8 exons. The coding region runs from base 137 to 2317 and encodes 726 amino acids. NCBI's taxonomy places the organism in Eukaryota, Metazoa, Arthropoda, Insecta, Diptera, Drosophilidae. Gene Ontology annotation, molecular function: glycerol-3-phosphate dehydrogenase (quinone) activity; calcium ion binding. Gene Ontology annotation, biological process: glycerol-3-phosphate metabolic process.
CACACGGACGGGGUAGCAGAGCGACGAGCAGCAGGCAGAGCAGUUCAUAAAAUUCCAGCAGCGACGACUACGAAUUUCCAGCAUCGGAAUAACAAACAGCGAUUAAAGAGAGCGCCUUGCUGCCUUAAGAGAGACGAUGUCGUCACGUAUGUUUAAAUUCGGUGUCACCGCCGCAAGCGCCUGUGCAGGCUCUGUGAUUGCCGCAUGGAGCAUUGAUCGGUGGAAUUCUCCACAUGUGGUUAAUAAUGCCGUGCAACGCCCACCCAAGCGUAAGCGUACUCUGCCCAUGCGCAGCGAACAAAUCAAAUCCCUAAUGAGCGGCGACGAAUACGAUGUGCUAAUUAUUGGUGGCGGCGCCACCGGCGCUGGUUGUGCCCUCGACUCCGUGACGCGAGGUCUGAAGACGGCGCUCGUGGAGCUGGAUGACUUUGCCAGCGGCACCUCUUCGCGCUCCACCAAGCUAAUUCACGGCGGCGUGCGCUACCUGCAGAAGGCUAUUUUGGGCCUAGAUCUUGAGCAAUAUAGAAUGGUUAAGGAGGCGUUGGCGGAGCGCGCCACUAUGCUCGAGUCUGCGCCACAUUUGACGCAUCCACUGCCAAUUAUGCUGCCCGUAUACACGUGGUGGCAGGUGCCCUAUUACUGGGUGGGCAUUAAGGCAUACGAUCUGGUGGCCGGCGAUCGUAAUGUGAAGAGCUCCUAUUUGCUGUCGAAGAAGGAUGCUUUGGAGCUGUUUCCCAUGUUGAAGAAGGACAAGCUGUGCGGCGCCAUUGUCUACUAUGAUGGCCAGCAGGACGAUGCACGUAUGUGUCUGGCGGUGGCUUUAACAGCGGCCCGUCAUGGCGCCACUGUGUGCAAUCAUGUGGAGGUUAAGGAGUUGCUCAAGAAAGACAACGGCAGCGGAAAACAGGUACUGUGCGGCGCCAAGGUCAAGGAUCAUAUCUCUGGCAAAGAAUUUACGGUUAAGGCCAAGUGCAUCAUCAAUGCCACGGGUCCCUUCACCGACUCCAUACGCAAAAUGGAUGAUCCGACGGUGAAGAGCAUCUGCUGCCCCAGCUCGGGCGUACACAUUGUGCUGCCGGGCUAUUAUAGUCCCGACCAAAUGGGUCUGCUCGAUCCCUCAACGUCCGAUGGACGCGUUAUCUUCUUCCUACCCUGGCAGCGCCAAACGAUUGCCGGCACCACAGAUCUGCCCUGCGAAAUAACGCACAGUCCAACACCAACCGAGGACGAGAUCCAGUUCAUUUUGAGCGAAAUCAAAAAUUAUCUCAAUGCCGACGUUGAGGUGCGUCGCGGCGAUGUGUUGUCCGCCUGGAGCGGCAUACGUCCACUCGUCUCUGACCCCAACAAAGAUGACACACAGUCCCUGGCCCGCAACCAUAUCGUCCAUGUCAGCCCCUCGAAUCUGAUCACCAUUGCCGGCGGCAAAUGGACCACAUACAGAGCUAUGGCGGAGCACACUCUUGAUGCGGCUGUCAAGGCGUGCAACUUGAAGCCAGAGCGCGCCGAGGCUGUCACAUCAUAUCUGAAGAUCGAGGGUGGCCAGGGCUGGACACCCACCAUGUAUAUCCGCUUGGUGCAGGAUUUCGGCCUGGAGUGCGAGGUGGCCCAGCAUCUGGCUAAAUCGUACGGUGAUCGCGCCUUUGCCGUGUCCAAGAUGGCAUCGCUAACCGGCAAGCGCUGGCCGAUCAUUGGCAAUCGCAUCCAUCCCGAGUUCCCCUAUAUCGAUGCUGAGAUUCGUUACGGUGUGCGUGAAUAUGCCUGCACGGCUGUAGACAUGAUUGCACGUCGGUUGCGCUUGGCCUUCCUUAAUGUGCAGGCAGCCCAGGAAGCACUGCCCAUUGUGGUGGACAUUAUGGGCGAAGAGCUGCAAUGGUCCAAGGAGGAGAAAGAGCGCCAAAUCAAGCACGCCACUGAAUUCUUAGCCAACGAAAUGGGACACGCUAUCAAUCGCACGUCCAAGGAGAGGAUACCCAUUAAGCUAUCCAAGGAGGAGAUUCAGACAUAUGUGAAACGCUUCCAACUUAUCGACAAGGACAAGAAGGGCUACGUCUCCAUCAACGACAUACGCCGCGCCCUCAAGAGCUUCGGCGACGGCGAUGUCUCCGGCGAGCAAUUGCACGACAUCCUCAAGGAGAUUGACACCAACAUGAACGGCCAGGUGGAGCUGGAUGAAUAUCUGCAGAUGAUGUCAGCGAUUAAGACUGGAGAUGUGGCCUAUUCCCGUUUCGCUCGCAUGGCCGAGUUGGAGGAGCAGAAGCACGAGGCGGCCAAUCUGAAGCAGAAGAUCAGUGUCGAUCGUUCCGGCGGCGGAUUGUAAAUGACUUAAUAAACAAGGAUACGUCACGCUUACAUCUACGAGCACAUCUAAACUAGGAUUAAGUCACAACGAAUUAUAUACAAAUUAUAUAAAAUGAACUUCUUUACAUUUUGCUGUUAAUAAAGUCUUAAAACUCACCCAUCUCAACUCA